This is a messenger RNA of Porites evermanni, 3248 nucleotides long. The record is from the annotation of a GenBank genome assembly. Lineage: Eukaryota; Metazoa; Cnidaria; Anthozoa; Scleractinia; Poritidae.
ACCCAAGGUUCACACUGGACUCUUAUCGCCAGAUUUUCAAAUCGCGACACCAAGAACUGGAUGCGAGACGAUGGACACUGGUGGUAUGACCAAAAUGCUUCCAUGGGAACAACAACUGAUCCGUCAGUCAAUACGGAUAUGAUCUCACCAGCUUUCUGGUUGGUCAGCGGCAGAGAGUUUAAGGUCACGCGCAGUGAUGACUCCAGUCACACGCCUCUACUGCAGACCACAGGGAACUGUUUGGGUGGACAAACAUUUCGAUCAAAAGUAACAAGUUAUGGCGACUUUAGAAAUGGCAAGGUUUGGUCCAGUAAAAGGGGCCUAGGAAGCUGCACGGUUCAGUAUGGCGGUCAGUACAAGACAACACACGGGUUUGGUCAGGCUGAGUGCAGCAGCAACAUCCAAAGCAGCAACAAGAUCGGUUUCUGGUGUGACUGGGAUGGUGGUGAUGGAUCAGUGAUGAUGAUUGGUGGAGGAGGAAGUGGCUGUGAUCGUGCUGAUCACGGGAUCGGAAUAACAGAAACAGGGGAUGCUUCUUUUGUUGAAGUUGGCUACACUGAAACUGAAUAUGACUUUGGAAAUGACGCUGAUACAAGGACACCUCCAACCAAGUCAUACUCAUUAAACUUGUGGAUCCGUUGAUUCUAAGCUUGCUUUGUAAAUUCAAAUGCGUUUAGAGCCAUUUUCUGCUCUGAAAACUUUCCUCCCCACGAAAUACGGAGGAUUAAGAGUUAGGCAAGAUUUCUGAUAUAUCUAUUCCAAUUAAUUGUUUUAGUUUUAUUCAGCUUCAUCAAAGGCCCGGUAAAUACCACAAUCAAUUUUUCAGAUUUUAAUUCACCACCAAUAUAUUGUCUAUUACAACGCAGAACUCAGCCACUGAAGAAUCUGAGUAGUUCUUAUGUUUCGGGUGUUCUUAUUGAAUUUAUGGAUAUUUGUUGUCUUUUGUUAAAUUUGCAGUUGAGCGUAAUGACCCAUUCCAAGCGAAUAAACAGCGCAUGCACAGAAGAUUCACAAGCUACAUAUACAGGCUAUUUUACAGUUUUGUGUUCAGUUGUCCUGGUCUUUGAAUAGAAGCGAGGCUGGACCUUCCUCUUUUUAAAGUCAAAUCGUGUUAUCCUCAUGCGAUCAGGCCGUGAGCAUGAUCAUUUACAUGACUAACAUGCGAAAAAUAGGCAAAGGUGACCUCUGGCCUCGCUUCCGAGGGCAGGACAAUGAAGGCAUAACCGUAAAAUGGCCUAUUCAGAGUUAUUGUAGUAAAAUUGAAUUUGACCUACUCCAUCUCAUUCCUACCCAUUAAAGACGAAUGGAUGGAAUCUUUUUCGUUGAUCAUAACCCUAUGUAUUUGCUCAGUUCGGUUUGAUUUCAGUGAAGCAAAACUUGGUCGUACGGCUAGAACAUUACCCACCGAUCAAGCAGUGAGUGCAUCUGCUAAGUUCUUCAUUUUGUUUAUCAAUCACUAUCAAAACAUCGGCUCAAAAUCUUAUAGUUAGGUGCGUAGGACACCAAUUGUUCGGCUCCUUACCCAUUACUUUCGCAAUCAAAGGUGGAUACGGUCUUUUUUCGUCCCCGAAAAGAAAGGAAGAGGAACAAGGGCUUAUUCCCUGACCAGCCGCUGAUAAUCCAGCUUAGAAGGGAGGACAUCUUGAAGGAUCUUUGAGGGAAAUCAAUUGGGCCCAGGUUCCACUUUCCUCUUUACCGCAACCGCCCCCCCUCCCUUCCCCCAACCCUACGCGUACUCUAGAAUCUCACCAGUUUUGUCACGAGGUCAGAAAUUUGAUCCAGCUGAGUAUACGAUAACGUAUUUACCUCAAGAUAUUAAAUAAGCCUUUUCCUAGGAGAAAAGCGGAAGAGGGGAAUAAGAAAAGUAACAUUUUCUCUGUUCUGAAAAGAGUUCUGACCAUACUCAAGCUCCUCUGCAUGAAAAUGGAAUCCCAAAGCAAAUCAUCGUCCAGUGUAACGACAUUUUCUCUAAAAGUUCUUGGCUUUUUCCUUUUUUAUCUAUGUCGUUAACGAUUGCGUUGUUUCUGCGAAUGGAAGCCAUAAACAAUAAGACAGAGAUUAAUCGAAUGCGGAUUUACAAAGUUGAAAGCCAAAUAAAGAUUGUGAUGACCCUCCAUACAACCGAUGUCGAGAACGUGAAAAUGUUCCAAGGAAGGCGUGGGUCCGCUCUAACUUUUUUUGCAACUUCAAGUUCAGAAUCAAAAUAGUUCGCCGUGGAAAAAUGAUGAAGCGUUUUUAUAAAAUCAUUACCGGGUACUUUGGAGCCUAAUACAGAAUGAAAAAGGACACGCAUGGCCCCCAUUUUGUGAUCAUGCGCUAUUAUUUUUCAGACUUUUAAGACAAAUGCUGCAGAGUAAUAAUUUAGUUGGCGUUCAUUUAACGAGUGACGAGGAUUUUGACGAGCCAACAAAAAACAGUGGCAAGACAACACAAUUACCCUUUCAGUAUGAAACAUGUCUCUAAUUUCAAAACGACGCAAUUUAAAGCAUUUACUCAAAUUCUUCUCGAGAUAACGACAAAAAUCUUUGUUUCCUUAACUUUUAGAUUGUCGUUUAAAAGAAAACCAGUUAAAACGAUAAAAGCUGUAUUCCAUUUGAUGUGGGUUUCACAGUCAAAAUAAUCACAACAACAGGACGUAGGAAACUUUAUUUAACGUCAUUUGAUACUGCUGCACUAAAACCAAAUAACCCAUUUUCCUGUUUUGAUAUAAGAUGGGGAGAAUUUUCCAGAAGGAUUUGCAUAAUAUGAUCUCACCAGCUUUCUGGUUGGUCAGCGGCAGAGAGUUUAAGGUCACGCGCAGUGAUGACUCCAGUCACACGCCUCUACUGCAGACCACAGGGAACUGUUUGGGUGGACAAACAUUUCGAUCAAAAAUCACAAGUUAUGGCGACUUUAGAAAUGGUAAGGUUUGGUCCAGUGACAGGUGCCUUGGAAGCUGCACGGUUCAGUAUGGCGGACAGUACAAGACAACAGACGGGUUUCAACAGGCUGAGUGCAGCAGCAACAUCCAAAGCAGCAACAAGAUCGGCUUCUGGUGUGACUGGGAUAGUGGUGAUGGAUCAGUGAUGAUGAUUGGUGGAGGAGGAAGUAGCUGUAGUCGUGCUGAUCAUGGGAUUGGAAUUAAAGAAACUGACUAUGCUUCUUUUGUUGAACAUGGCAGCAAUGAAAUUGAAUAUGACUUUGGGUAUGACGCUCAAACAAACAAUCCUCCAUCCAAGUCCUACUCAUUAAACUUGUGGAUUCGUUGA